AUGACAAACGUAUAUGAUCAAUACCCUUCCUUGUCCUCUUCAAGAACAAAUUCUGCUAAUCGGCCUUCGGUUGUUCCUAUAUCGGCCUUGUUAAAUCCUGAACCUGAUAAUGCUCAUGUAGUAUCUCCUGCUUCGACGUCAAAUACUGAUAAUUAUGAAAAUUUUGAGGAUACAUAUUCUAACUCUUCAACAAGUCAACAUUGGAGACGAUUCUCUGCUCCAAAUUUGUCUUCCGAUGUCUCUAAUGAAAAUGGAAAUAAUUUAACUAUAAUCUAUCACAACAACCAUUCAAACGCUAUUACUCCUAUCAGUUCUGAUUCAUCUCUUUCCACCCCUACUUCUCCAAUGUCAAAACAUUCUUCAUAUUUGGGUGGUACUCCUUCAAGAUCUAUGCCUUCAACUCGUAGAUCUUCGAUGAAUAGAUCCUCGGUUUCUGAUCAGAAUUCUGUCAAUAAUAUGAUUACUCCUCCACAAACUCCUGGUGUCAAAUCUCCAACAAAAGCCAAUUUUCAAUUCCCUCCAAAUGCUUCAGAUCAAAAUUCUCAAUCAAUGCCUCCAAAGGUUAAACGUAAACGAAUCACUCAAGAACAGUUGGCUGAUUUGGUUGCUAUGUUUGAACAAACUGAUACUCCAAGUUAUGAUGUUCGUGAAAAAUUGGCUAAAAAAUUAAAUAUGACAAAUCGUGAGGUCCAGGUCUGGUUUCAGAAUCGUCGUGCGAAAGCUAAUCGUGCAAAAGCCAACGAGCAUAAUGCUUCUCAUCAACAUCAUCGAUUCCUGCAUCAUCAUUCUGUUUCAACAGCUCAAGCUGCUGGUGGUCAUGCUUCUUCUAUUGGCAUGAUCAACCCUGGAAAUUUCACAUUUGUUCCAAUGUUUACAAACGGUGGUCCUUCAGCGGGUUGUCCGGCAAAGGGUCGUAAUAAUCGAAGGCACUCUUGUGUUACUUCGACUAUUAAUUCACAGAAAAAGACUACUCAAAAUUCUCCUUUCAUCAGGCAAAGAGCUGCUACUGUUACCGGUGCUCCUAUGACUACUCAUAAUUCUACCUCUCAAAAAAUGGGUAUUCCUCCGUCAAUAAAAAUUUUCUCUCAAGAUCAUCCUCAUACUACUCAUCAUGUUUACGGUGCUCAUACUCAUGGUCAUACUGUUCCUCCUUCACCGGUCUCUCCUAUCUCUCCAACUACACCUAUUUUGCCUCCUCCAAUUCCCUCUUCUCAUUAUAUGUUACCUGGUCUUAAUCCUUGUACUCUUCCACCUCCUAUUGUCCCUCCAAUUAAGGAUUUAAUUAAUCUUGCACCACCUUCUGAUCUAUAUCAACCUGCUCAUCAUUCUUUAACUUCUGUUCAUCAUCAAUCAUAUACUCAACCUCAUCACUCAUAUUCUUCCACUGUUGAAACUCAGUCAACACUUUCACCCGUUGUAUCAAAACCUUCUACUUCUCCAAUUGAUAUCCUUGCUACUGCUGCUGAAUUUGUUCAAAGUGAAGAAAAAGAAAAGGAACGCCUUAGAGCCCUUGAAGCUAUGAAACAGGAUGAUGAGAAUAAUGAUGAUUCUCAGAAAUCAAGCGUCUGGAGACCUUGGUUAGUGUGA
Molecule: messenger RNA, 1587 nt
Organism: Scutellospora calospora
Lineage: Eukaryota; Fungi; Glomeromycota; Glomeromycetes; Diversisporales; Gigasporaceae
Source: the annotation of a GenBank genome assembly